Molecule: messenger RNA, 1822 nt
Organism: Cherax quadricarinatus
Lineage: Eukaryota; Metazoa; Arthropoda; Malacostraca; Decapoda; Parastacidae
Product: venom protease-like
Biological process (GO): proteolysis
Molecular function (GO): serine-type endopeptidase activity
Source: RefSeq, a predicted model, not a curated record
GCUCUGUGAAUCUCAGUGAGGUAGGGUACACUUACAAUGUGCUGCUGUUUAUAUUUAAUUUUUGUGGUUGCUGUUGUGUGGACCAACGUAACCAACACGUUGGCGCAAGUUAUUGUAUUCGAAAAGGAUCAAGAGUAUUGUAUCAUGAAAAAUGGAGAGAGGGGACAUUGUCUCAGGAUUACCUCGUGUCCAUAUGCUAUGGAGUCAUUCAGAGUUAAUCCUCCAGUUAUAUGUGGCUUCACUGGAGAAAUACCUAUGGUCUGCUGCAGCAACUUCACAGAUAGUGUGAUUAAGAAACCUCAUGAAGUACCUGAAGCCAUCUUGGAUAUCUCUUCUCCCAACUUUACUUUUGAGUGUGGUCUGAGCAGUCCUAGAACCGUAUAUUUUCCCUGUGACAAAUUCGAAAGUUCCUUUGGUAGGAAUCUUCGGAGCAAUUUCAACACAUCAAUUGAGGCCGCAGUCGGCGGAACACCGGCAGACAUAAAUUCCUGGCCCUGGAUGGCACUGCUGGGAGAGCGGAAUACCCAGGGAGUGAUCACCUGGCACUGCGGUGGUGUUCUUAUCAACGAUCAAUGGAUACUCACAGCAAGACACUGCUUCCAUUUUCACAAUGCAAACAUUGUACGACUGGGCGAACACGACUACAACAGCGGCGAUGACUGCGCUGAGCCUCACGACUAUGAGGUUUCUGAAAUCGUUUUCUACCCUGACUACACCUAUCCAGCCUACCACGACCUGGCAGUCCUCAAGCUCGCCCACAAAGUUCACAUACAUAAUUACAUAAGGCCGGUUUGUCUACCGUGGGGACGGGAGACCUCUACUAACAUAACGGGAAACAAGUUACAACUGACUGGAUGGGGCGACACCUUAUUUGGUGGUUCACCGAGCUCAGUUCUGCAAGAAGUAAAUAUAACUAUAUUUCCAUCUUCAAAAUGCGUUAAGAGUUAUUCCAAGCUACAGGAAUACUCAACCACUUGGCCUGAGGGUAUAAAUGAAGAAACAAUCUGUGCUGGAGACCCGGAAGGUGGAAGAGAUGCUUGUCAGGGUGACUCAGGAGGACCACUUGUAGGCCGCCACACUGCUGGGUAUUACGUCUUGGCCGGGAUUGUAUCUCGAGGAUAUGGUUGCGGCCACAAAGACUACCCUGGACUGUAUGUUAACCUCCGCUACCCUCAUUAUCUAGCCUGGAUCAAGAAGCUUGCCUUCUAGCACAAGAAUUUAUUUUUAAUAAAUAUUGGAAGUGGACACAUUGUGAAGCACGAUCAUUAGCUCGUAUCUGGUGGUCGACACACUGUGACGUAGGAUCAUUAACUGUUACCUGGUGCUCGACACUCUCUGACGUAGGAUCAUUAACUGUUACCUGGUGCUCGACACUGACGUAGGAUCAUUAACUGUUACCUGGUGCUCGACACACUGACGUAGGAUCAUUAACUGUUACCUGGUGCUCGACACACUGUGACGUAGGAUCAUUAACUGUUACCUGGUGCUCGACACUCUCUGACGUAGGAUCAUUAACUGUUACCUGGUGCUCGACACUGUGACGUAGGAUCAUUAACUGUUACCUGGUGCUCGACACACUGUGUCGUAGGAUCAUUAACUGUUACCUGGAGCUCGACACACUGUGACGUAGGAUCAUUAACUGUUACCUGGUGCUCGACACACUGUGACGUAGGAUCAUUAACUGUUACCUGGUGCUCGACACUCUCUGACGUAGGAUCAUUAACUGUUACCUGGUGCUCGACACUGUGACGUAGGAUCAUUAACUGUUACCUGGUGCUCGACACACUGUGUCGUAGGAUCAUUAACUGUUAUCUGGAGCUCG